This is a messenger RNA of Sodiomyces alkalinus F11, 2133 nucleotides long. Its product is annotated as BTB/POZ domain-containing protein. Gene Ontology annotation, molecular function: protein binding. Bases 116 to 2041 code for a protein of 641 amino acids. The record is from RefSeq and is a predicted model, not a curated record. Gene Ontology annotation, cellular component: cytoplasm; ubiquitin ligase complex. The transcript is spliced from 3 exons. Lineage: Eukaryota; Fungi; Ascomycota; Sordariomycetes; Glomerellales; Plectosphaerellaceae.
AAAAUACCAUAACUUCAUCCCCGGGCCUUCUCGUCCCUCCUCUUCUUUAUCUUAUUUUCUGAUUUUAUAGUACAUCGAUAUCCUCUCCUUCUGCAUACUUCUACUUUUGCCCGUCAUGGUCCUUCACAAAGGCGAGCUGGAAGCACAGCUCCAUAACGAACAUCAGCUCAUCAAGAGUGGUGUCCUUCGAGACGAGAAUCCCUUGGAUCAGUCAGAAGUCUUCAACGACUUUUUGCUCGCCUGCAGAAGGGGGGAUCUCAGGCAAUGUCAGGAAAUGAUUUCUGCCGGUGUGAACAUAAACGGCAAAGAUCAGUUCGAUUACACCCCGCUCAUCGUGGCUAGCCUGUGUGGACAUUAUGAGCUGGUUCAGCUAUUACUUGAAUCUGGUGCCCUGGCUGAACGGAAUACCUUCCAGGGAGAGCGCUGCAUAUAUAAUGCCCUUAAUGACAGGAUCAGGAACUUGCUUCUCUCAUACGACUUUUCAAAGUCCGCGGACCCCUUACAGCCCUGGUCGUCACACAUCACAUCUUUACUCACUAUGAAGACACCAAAGACCGCAGACAUCACUUUGAUUGCUGCCUCCGACUCUUUCGAACUGCACAAAUUCAUUCUCGCGGCGAGAUCACCCUACUUCAGGAGAAAGCUAUUGGACGCGUCAGACAACACGUUUUGGAAACUCCCACCCGCCAUUCCGUCAGCAGCCUUCUGGCUCGUUAUUCAGUACCUCUACCUGAGCGACCUCCCGCAAGAUCUGACGGAUUCUCGUAGCACGGCAACCGAGGAGGACAUUCUCACAAGUGCCGACAAAAUCAGCAAGCAGCUUGAGCUUGAUAGGCUUUGGGACUCGCUUCUCACCACCGACCGGCGACUCGCUCGGCAACGGUACCAGGACGAGGUGAACCGCGCGCAGCAGCAGAUGGAUGCCUUUUUCCGGGAGAACGUCCUGGACCACAAGAUGAUUGUCGAUUCCAACAAGGUUGGAGAGAUCAGGUGGCGCCACGACAAUGCCAUCUUUGCCGACUGUCUCUUGGCCGCGGAGGAGCAAGGCGAGGAGGAUUCUCAAGACGAGGAUGAGGAAACUGCUGCGCCAGCGCCUCGCCACAACGGUAUCCCCGUUGGUCCUGCCCCUGAUCAUAAUAUCUCCAAGAAGACCAGGAGAUCUGUGGUCUACCCUGUCCACAAGGCCAUGCUAGUGCGUAGCCCCUAUUUCGAAACCAUGUUCUCCUCCUCCUUCAAGGAGGGCCAAGUAGGGGAGCACCUCCACGUCAUCACACUAGACUGCCCGCCUGGUGUGCUGGAGAUCGUCCUGUCCUAUCUCUACACCGGAAAGUCCGACUGCCCGCUCGAGCUGGCCCUGGACCUCCUCUAUACAGCCGACAUGCUGUUCCUCGACAAGCUCAAGACCAAGGCCGUGCAGGUCAUCAGCACCCUUGGCAGCGGGAACAAUAACCUCCUCGUCGAUAGGACGCACGGCGCCGCCACAGCAGAGCCAGGGGAAGAGAAUGAGAAGGUCGAGGUGGAGCCCAUCAACAUCUACGACGUCACCAACGCCGCCUGGGAACUCAACGUGCAGCGCCUGGAGGAGUUCGCCGCACGCUACCUCGCUUACAGGCUGGAAGACUACAUCGACGAGCCCGAGUUCGCCGAGUUAAUUAAGCAGAGCGCCGGGCGGCUCAAGUCGCGCCAGGAGACGGAUACGAUUGUGCUGCUUGAUGAUGUCCGCUAUUACCUAUCCGAACGGUUCCGCCUGCGUUUCGAGGAUGCCGGAUUGGAAGAGUUCAUGGACGGGAAGGACACGGCGAACGCCGGAGAUGUAGCUGAUGUUUUAUCACCCCAAGGAGAAGGGCCGGACGAGGAGGAAGUGGCCUUGUCAGGUUCGCUUGGUGUCACGAAGCCAGAGGAUGCAGAAUCUGGUGAAGGCGGUGUCGCGACACUCGAUGGAGAAGUCGCAGAGGAUGAGUUUGCUUCGGACGCCAUCAACUAUCAGGUAUUGCUGGACAAGAUCGAUACUAUGCUGGAGAAUUUGAACCUAGAUGCUUAGAGCUGGGGCACGGCGUUUCCUGAUUUACCAUACAGAUGAUUACGACUAACGAGAGAGGAAUCACACGGCAUGGAGAGAGCAUUGAGGGGCGG